This is a messenger RNA of Andrographis paniculata, 1256 nucleotides long. RefSeq lists its product as uncharacterized. The record is from RefSeq and is a predicted model, not a curated record. Bases 322 to 1074 code for a protein of 250 amino acids. The transcript has a single exon. NCBI's taxonomy places the organism in Eukaryota, Viridiplantae, Streptophyta, Magnoliopsida, Lamiales, Acanthaceae.
AUGGCCAGCACUUAAUUAAUAUUCACAAAUUUAAUUUGUGUCAAGUUUGAACAAUACUCAGCUAUGGUAGGAAAACGUCAGCUUCAAUAUCGAUCGCAUCCUAUUUUGAUCCUCAUUUCUAUACUCUAAUGUUCUUACCAUUUGACUUUCUUGUCCCAAUUGCUUCUUCUGAGAAACCACCUUCCCUUUUUUAUGUGCUGAUUAGGGUUUAGUUCAGAUCACUUCUGCCUGUGUCGUCGUCUUCGUCGAGCUAGGUUUUCUUCUCUUAAUUAAUUAAUUUUUUGAUUUAGUAUCUCAUCCAAUUCCAAUUCCAAUCCAUCGAUGGAGAAGCUGCAAGCAGCAGGUCAGAAGUCGUCGAAGAGCAUCAAGAUCUUCAAGUAUCUUCCAAAGGCAGCUCAGGCGGCGGUUUCUUUCCAGAACCCUCCUCCUUUCAGCCCGGGCCUGCCGGAGAAGCGCUACGACGGCAAACUGAAAACCCCCACCGGGAAGGCCUUCUCAGGCCCGAUCAUCUCCAUGAUUCCGGCGGAGGCGCGUGGGAGGAUGAAGAACUUCGACACGGCGGAGCCGACGUCGCCGAAAGUGUCGUGCAUCGGACAGGUCAGGCAUAAGAAAGCAGUUUACUGCAAGAAACAAGUUUCCAUGCCCAAAGAAUUGUUCAUGCCCGACAGGGUCGUUGUUUCCGGCUCCAGGCCCGAGCCCGAUAAUACCAAGAAAAAGCCGUCCGGGAUGAAGAGGAUUUUCGGGUCCCGGAGGAAACACGACGGCGGGGGAGCGCCGCCGCCAUGCCUCGCCGAGAUGAGGAGGUUUGCCAGUAGCCGUGAUGCGCUGGCGGAUUUUGAUUGGACCAGCGGGGAUUUGAUUGCCACGCCGGAUACACGUGGCUCGUGCUCCGAUGAAGAUGACUACGGAGGCGAUUCUAAAAACGACGUCGUCAUACCCUUCUCGGCUUCGGCUCCGAUUCUCGUCGCUGUUAGCGGCUUGGCUUCCGAGCCGAGGAAGGAGAUUAAUUUGUGGAAAAGGAGAGCCAUGGCGGCUCAGCCGAAGCCACUUCAGCUUAACUUGGUUAGAGCCUAAUAGUAGUAAAUUAGUAACACCAAUUAAAUUAUCAUUUUUUAAAUUACAUCAUAAUUGCAUUCAUGUAUGAAAGAUCAAUUGAUUAAUUUAAAUCUCACACAAAAAAGAUGUCUACAUAUACAUAUAUAAUAAAUUUUGUAUAAUUACGUUUGUUAAUAAUAAUAAUUAAAAUUAAUAAGUAA